AUGUUCCUUUACAAGAAGGUCGCAAUUGUUGGUGCCAGUGGCAGCGUUGGCAGCAUCAUCCUCAACGGUCUCAUUGCGGAUCCCCAGUUUGCCGUUACCGUUCUGUCUCGCUCGGAAAGCAAGGCUACUUUCCCCGGCAAUGUGGUCGUCCACAGGAGUGACUUCUCUGCUAAUGACCUCGAGGCGGCCUUCCAGGGCCAGGAUGCUGUCAUCUCCGCCGUAGGAGCCAGCGCCUUCAACGAACAGAAGAAGCUCGUUGAUGCGGCCGUAAGGGCGGGCGUCAAGCGAUUCAUCCCCUCUGAGUUCUCCGUCAGUAGCCAGAAUGAAACGGUGGUCCAAUUGCUGCCUCUUUUUGGCCAGAAGAAGGAACUCAUCGAGUAUCUCCAGACGAAGGAGUUGGACGGGCUGUCCUGGACCGGUAUUGCUACGUCUGGCUUGUUUGACUGGGGCCUUGCGAACGGCUUCCUUGAAUUCGAUAUUGCUCGUCGCACCGCCAAAAUCUGGGAUGGGGGACAUAAGAGAUUUACUCUUACCAAUGAGAAGCAGCUCAGCCAGGCUGUGGCCUCGGUGUUGAGGCACCCCGAGGAGACCAGGAACCAGUUCCUCCAUAUUGCCUCCGUCGAGACUACUCAGCGGGAGAUCCUGGCGGCGCUUGAGAAGGAGACACGCAGCAAAUGGACUCUUACUGAAACGACGACGGCGGCGCAGAUCGAUGAGGCGCACAAGAAACUGGGUACUGGUGACUUUGGUGGUGCGUUGAUCCUGGUUCGCGCCACUUGCUUUGGCAACACACCGGGGCUCCGUUCCAAUUACGCCACGGAUGAAAAGCUUGCGAAUGAUGUGCUCGGACUCGAACUGGGGAGUGUUGGCGAGACUGUGAAGCGGGUGAUGCAGAGGAUUAAACCGGAGUAA
Monascus purpureus is the source of this 912-nucleotide messenger RNA. NCBI's taxonomy places the organism in Eukaryota, Fungi, Ascomycota, Eurotiomycetes, Eurotiales, Aspergillaceae. The record is from the annotation of a GenBank genome assembly.